CCUGUGUCACUUGUGUUCCAGGACCCAAACCAGCCAUGUCCUCCCCUGCACAGCCUCAAGUCCCUGCCCCUCUGGCCAACUUGAAGAUUCAACAUACCAAGAUCUUCAUAAACAACGAAUGGCAUGCCUCAGUGAGUGGCAAGACAUUUCCUGUCCUCAACCCUGCAACUGAGGAGGUCAUCUGCCAUGUGGAAGAAGGGGACAAGGCAGAUGUUGACAAAGCCGUGAAGGCUGCACGACAGGCCUUCCAGAUUGGCUCCCCAUGGCGCACUAUGGACGCUUCAGAGAGGGGGUGCCUGCUGAACAAGCUGGCUGACUUAAUGGAAAGAGAUCGGCUACUGCUGGCUACAAUGGAGUCAAUGAAUGCUGGGAAAAUCUUUGCUGAUGCAUACCUACUGGAUGUAGAUGUCAGCAUAAAAGCAUUAAAGUACUAUGCAGGCUGGGCUGACAAGAUCCAUGGCCAAACAAUUCCAAGCGAUGGAAACAUUUUCACUUACACAAGACGUGAACCUAUUGGGGUGUGUGGCCAAAUCAUCCCUUGGAAUGGUCCCUUGCUUAUGUUCAGUUGGAAGAUAGCACCUGCCCUUAGCUGUGGGAACACAGUGGUUGUCAAACCAGCAGAGCAAACUCCUCUCACUGCUCUUCAUAUGGCAUCUUUGAUAAAAGAGGCAGGGUUUCCUCCUGGCGUGGUGAACAUUGUCCCUGGUUAUGGGCCAACUGCAGGGGCAGCCAUUUCCUCUCACAUGGACAUCGACAAAGUGUCCUUCACAGGACCAACAGAGGUUGGCAAAUUAAUCAAGGAAGCCGCAGGAAAAAGCAAUCUGAAGAGGGUCACCCUGGAGCUUGGGGGAAAGAGCCCUUGCAUUGUGUUUGCGGAUGCUGACUUGGAUAGUGCUGUUGAGUUUGCACACCAAGGGGUGUUCUUCCACCAGGGUCAGAUUGGUGAUGCAGCAUCCAGGCUUUUUGUGGAGGAGUCAAUUUAUGACGAGUUUGUGAGAAGGAGUGUUGAGAGAGCUAAGAAGUACAUUCUUGGAAAUCCUCUGGACACGGGGAUAAAUCAAGGUCCUCAGAUUGACAAGGAACAACAUGAUAAAAUACUUAAUCUCAUCGAGAGUGGGAAGAAAGAAGGAGCCAAACUGGAGUGUGGUGGUGGACGCUGGGGCAACAAAGGCUUCUUUGUCCAGCCUACGGUCUUCUCCAAUGUCACUGAUGAGAUGCGCAUUGCCAAAGAGGAGAUAUUUGGACCAGUGCAACAAAUCAUGAAGUUUAAGUCUAUGGAUGAAGUGAUCAAGAGAGCAAACAAUACUACGUACGGUCUAGCAGCAGGAGUCUUCACGAAGGACCUGGAUAGAGCCAUCACUGUGUCUUCUGCUCUGCAGGCAGGGAUAGUGUGGGUGAACUGCUAUUUGUCUCUCGCUAUUCAGUGCCCCUUCGGUGGAUUCAAGAUGUCUGGAAAUGGGCGAGAAAUGGGUGAGGAAGGUCUUUAUGAAUACACCGAGCUCAAGACAGUUGCAAUGAAGAUAUCUCAGAAGAACUCAUAAAAAGCCAGCAGAGCGAAGAGAAACUCUCCAGCAAUGGCUACACAUCUCCUAUAGUUACCAGCACAGUGGUGUGCCACUAUAAUCUCUUCUUCUGUCGAUUUCUUAACAUACAUGAUUCAUUAGUAUUAAUGUCACAGAUAAAAAAACAUGUAUCUUAAUCUGACACCAAUUUGUAUCCCAGAUUAAAAGGAUAUAUCUAAGUGCAAGCUCUCUGUAACUGUCAUAAUCAGGUGCUUUGCACUGUAGCAAUUUGUCUAGAAUAUUCAUUUGGUAAGAGGACCAGUAGUUACUUAAACUCUGUCCAUCAGUGACGCUGCAGAGUAACUGCAGAGUGAGCUGUUCUGUUCCCUGAGGUUGUCCCCUCCAACGCUCUGAACUGUGUUCUAGAAUGCCAUGCCCACCUGUCAAGUGGAAUACCGAGCUGUAAAUUAGGACACAAAGCUUAAUAAAGGCCAUCUCACAUGA
Psammomys obesus (fat sand rat) is the source of this 2006-nucleotide messenger RNA. RefSeq names its product aldehyde dehydrogenase, cytosolic 1. Lineage: Eukaryota; Metazoa; Chordata; Mammalia; Rodentia; Muridae. Gene Ontology annotation, molecular function: benzaldehyde dehydrogenase (NAD+) activity. The transcript is spliced from 13 exons. The record is from RefSeq and is a predicted model, not a curated record. Bases 36 to 1541 code for a protein of 501 amino acids.